Messenger RNA from Electrophorus electricus (electric eel), 2842 nucleotides. RefSeq names its product cholesterol 25-hydroxylase like 3 (gene ch25hl3). Gene Ontology annotation, biological process: lipid biosynthetic process. Lineage: Eukaryota; Metazoa; Chordata; Actinopteri; Gymnotiformes; Gymnotidae. Gene Ontology annotation, molecular function: iron ion binding; oxidoreductase activity. The record is from RefSeq and is a predicted model, not a curated record.
CCUCUGAUGAUGAUGAACCAUGAUGAUGACUCCCAGAAUGCUCCUCCACACUGAUGAUGCAGUACAUUUUAACUUAACCAUUUUCUUCUGAGACUGACUGGUCCAAGGUCGCACCGGAUUUUGAUGGGUUAGAUGGGCCUGGAAGUGUUUAGACUUUUUGGGCUUCUGGAUGUUGUGUGAGAAGUUAAAUAAGUUAAUGAUCUAAAAAAGUGAAAAUGUAGAAAUGUACACAGUACAUUAAGUAACUGGACUAAAGUUGGAUGGAUGUAUCCUUACAGCAGUGUGUAUGAAACUUAAAAUCAACAAGGAUAUAUUUCUAAAAUUAUGCAAUUUAAAUUGUAAAACUGUUUGAUGCAGUGGGUAAAAUGCAGCGGCAGCAGGAGGGGUGCAUGACUCACGACAGCAGAGGUAGGUUUGCAGGAUUGAAGUAUUCCCCCACGAGCACAAUGACCUAUGACGCAUAAUGAAGCGGCGCGUUUCAUUUCGAAAUAAGGAGUUUUUUGUUUUCCCUUAUGUUGUAAUAUACCAAAAACAAACUUAGACUCUCACAUUCAGUUUGUUCUCGAUACGACAGCUGGCACGUCUCGGUGCAGUGGGCUCGCGAUAGUUUAACAGCACGGGGGCUGCUGAGGGCAGCAAUGCUGGAACGGAACGCGUCCGGUUUCCAUGAUGAAAGCCUCGCGACGAGCUUCGAUGCUGCGGGAGCAGAAGUUUUAAAACUUUAAAAGAUGACUGAUGACUUUGCUUGGUUCGCGCGAGACGGCGAGCCACUGCUACAACCCGUUUGGAAGCUGAUGCGGGAGCAACAAGAGCUCCUGUUGUCGCCUUUCUGGAGCGCGAGCGCUGGCUUCUUGGUACACGUCUUUUUUUCGACACUCUUCAUGGUUUUGGACCUCCUGAGCCCGCACAUAUUAUGCAUCGGUAAAUACAGACUUUCCGGAGAAGCGGUGUCCGUGCGCCAGUGGCUGGCUUGUCUUGCGCAUAUUUCGCUCGGUUACGCGGUGGGUGUUUUGCCCUUAACCGUGCUGGUCCAGGCGGCUCGUGGAAGCAGCUUCCCGGACAAAGAGCUCCCCGCGCCAUCAGUGUUUGUUGCGUUUUCGGAGUGCUUCUCGUGCUUGCUGGUGUUCGACACGCUGUUUUUUAUCGUUCACUAUGCCGUGCACAGAUUUCCAUGGCUGUACAGGACUUUCCAUCAGGCCCACCACACGCACAGGGAUCCGUUCGCCCUGGCCGCGCAGAAGUCCAGUGUGGUGGAGCUGAUGGUGCAGCAGAGCCUAGCACUCAGCACCGCCGCCCUGCUGGGCUGCCACCCAGUCAGUGAGGUGCUCUUCCACCUGGUGAACCUGUGGCUGGCGGCAGAGGACCACUGUGGCUACGACUUCCCCUGGGGGCUACACAGGCUGCUCCCCUGCUUCGGUGGGGCGCCCUUUCAUCACGCUCACCACCUCCACUUCCAGGGGAACUACGCACCAUAUUUCAGACACUGGGACCUGAUCUUUGGGACUCGACUCUACUGAAAGGCCUCUGGUUCUGCUCAGACUGAGAGGAGAACAGCAAACGGGAGCUGAAGCGGAACUUUGCUGACCUGAGUUCUGCAUCCCUUCAGAUGUUGCAGACCAUACAGUUUUAAUGAUAGAAACCUCAUAAUCCUGAACAUCCCUGCCAGGAAUUGCUUGUCACAGGCUAUCACAGCUCUACAAUUCAACUGAUCACCUUCAAUAUGGAUGCAGCCCCAUUUCGGUGAGAGUGUUGGGGACGCGUGUCCAGGCAUGGUGGGCCUUCAGAACACGGGCCCUGGCAUGCUGAAGAAUCCAGUCUAAUCCUCUGUACUCUCGCUUGGUCGUGUUUUGCCUGCGUAUAUCUGUGUUGUGUAUCGGCUUGUCUCUGUCUUCACCCAUUUGUUGUCUUUUUUUGGGGGGGCGGGGGGUCAGAACCUUUUGAAAUUCAAGCAACCGUUUGGACUUUUGUAAACAGUUCAUACACAAUUCAGUGUCUCUCCCAACGUGUUUGUUGUCGAGCAGUACAUACCGGGUCAUCGUCCGUGUGACAGAAACAUCAUAGUGAUUUCUGGAUCUCCUGCGCUGAUCUCAGACACUGAUAGAUGAUGGCAUGACCAGCUAUGAUGACACGCUUGAUUAUUUGGUGUCGGAGGCAUAUCAUUUGAUAUAAUUUGCUAUCGUUGUUUUGAUAUAGAACGUAUGCUAAAUGCCAUAAAUGUAAAUGUAAACGCAUGCUUAUUUUGCGUUUCUUCUAUGUAUGCACAUUGAUUCUUGUAUUUUAGCAGUAUUCUAGCUCAAAGCGGUCUUUGAUUAUAAACUACUGCACUGGCUAGGAUACGUUAUGUGAGUGGAUAACAAGUCACUCUGGAUAUGAGCAUCUGCUAAAUGCCGAAAAUGUAAAAUGUAAAUGUAUACUUUUUUGUAAACUUUUUUAAACCUUCUGAUCUCCAUGUUGGGGACCCGCACUACAGAGCAUAAACUGGUUCAUUUCUGUUGUACUUUGUGGGGAAACAUGUAAAAAUGAUAAAUAAUCACUUUAAUAAGUUUUGUUUGCUAGUUUUUGGUGAAUUUACUUAUUGCUAUUUUAACAUGGUUAGAAAGCCUAAAGUACGGUUUCAUUUCAGCGAAAAGGAUUCCAGCUCUCAGAUAUGCAACACGUGUUUAAAACCACUGUUUGUAACUGUUUGUAACGGCACACAUGGAAGAGAAAGAAACUAUUGAGGAUGCACAUGAUACACGUCAAAGCAGAGGUAUGUGGCUCAUUUGUAUUUAUAUAUUUAAAGUUUUAAAAUAUUGUUCACAUUGAUGUUCAAUUUAGCCUUAGAAAUAAAAAAGACAUUAUU